Alnus glutinosa is the source of this 4028-nucleotide messenger RNA. Its product is annotated as DIS3-like exonuclease 2. Gene Ontology annotation, cellular component: exosome (RNase complex); P-body. The record is from RefSeq and is a predicted model, not a curated record. Lineage: Eukaryota; Viridiplantae; Streptophyta; Magnoliopsida; Fagales; Betulaceae. The transcript has 7 exons. Bases 45 to 3455 code for a protein of 1136 amino acids. Gene Ontology annotation, molecular function: RNA binding; 3'-5'-RNA exonuclease activity.
UUCGUUUUUUCGUGGGUUGAAAGGGUUGAUUUUAUUGUUGAAUUAUGAGGGGCGUCGGUCAGCAAUCUGUGGUUGAAACAUCUGCGGUGAAUUGCGAUGGUGACAAGGAGAAGAAGAAGAAGCGCCGAUCUAAUCGCCGAUCCAAGCAAACCCCUCCUGCUUCAGCUUCUUGUGGUUCAGCAGAUGGAAUACAUGUGGAAGCAUCAGAGUACGUGGGAGAUGGUAGAACAUGUAAUCAUGUACCUGCAUCCUUAAGUAAUUCUUCAUCUAAGCAGCAAGGAGUGUACAUGCAUCAUCCAAAUGAGCAUGGAUUAACUGGAGUAUCCGAUGUUGCUUUCUAUUCUAUGCCAUCAAUGCAUAUCAGUGAACAAGUGGACUCAUUGGAGUUGCCAAGCAUACCAAAUCAGUGUGUAUCUGAUUUUGGUAGAAGAGCGUUUUCACAAUCUUGCCCUGAACCACUUGCUUGUGGAGGGUUUCCAGGUACAUUUACAAACAAGGAUCUGUGUCCUUUCCCUCACAUUGAGGGUUCUCAAAAAAUUUUUUUUGAUCCACACUGGUCCGUGGAGGCUGUUAACGAGGCAUUAAAGAAAGGCGAUGCUUUUAGAGCUUUGUUUCGUGUCAAUGCUUACAAUAAACUUGAGGCUUAUUGCAAAAUUGAUGGGGUACCUACAGAUGUUCUAGUUAGUGGAAUUACUGCCCAGAAUAGAGCUGUGGAAGGAGACAUUGUAGUGGUGAAGGUCGAUCCUUUGUCAUUAUGGACCAGGAUGAAAGGGUCAACUGGGUUAUGUAACAAUACCCCACAGGUGGAAGAUUGUAACUUGCUCCUGGAAGAUAGUGAUAUUGCUAAGGAUAGCUAUAAAGGUAAAAGUAAGAUAGAGGCAGAUUGUGAGUAUUUCCAUUAUACAAGUUGCCCCUUUCCUGAGGGGAUAAGGGUCCCAUUCCUUCCUGAGAAGGGGUUUUCUUAUGGGGACGGUUCAACUGUUCACUUUGACCCGAUUAUCCCAGCUAGUUGUAAUAUUGUUGAUGAAAAUUGCCUUACUGCUUCAGAUUCUUCAAAUGUAUAUUCUUCCAGUGGGCAAAAUGAAGUUAGCACUGCAGUGGGGAGGUUGUGUACCUUGAUUAGUUCAUUCCCGUCAAAACGACCAACUGGCAGAAUUGUUGCCGUAAUUGAGAGGUCUCCUCGUAGAGAUGCUAUUGUUGGUCAUCUUAAUGUUAAACAGUGGCUUUCUUACCGCGAGUUUUGCAGAAAAGACGCUAAGAAGAACAAGAGUUCGUUGUCAUUAUCUGAUCGUGAGUAUAUCCACCUGACACCAUCUGAUCCUAAAUUUCCAAAAAUGAUGGUCCUUGUCAAGGGCUUGCCAGACUGUAUCAGGAAAAGAUUGGGGAAGGGUGAUUCAACAGUUGAAAUGGAGCUGGUAGCUGCGCGAAUUGAUGACUGGGAUGAAGAAAGUCUUGUUCCACAAGCACACAUAUUGCAUAUUUUUGGACGGGGCAGUGAAUUAGAGCCCCGGAUCAAUGCAAUUUUAUUUGAAAAUGCAAUUUGUUCAUCUGAAUUUUCUCCUGAAUUACUCUCAAGCCUUCCACACAUUCCUUGGGAGGUGCCACAUGAGGAAUUUCGAAGUAGAAGAGAUCUUAGAAAUGUGUGCAUAUUUACUAUUGACCCGUCCAAUUCAACUGAUCUUGAUGAUGCUCUCUCCAUUGAAAAAUUGUCCAAUGGCAAUUUCAGAGUAGGAAUCCACAUUGCUGAUGUGUCGUAUUUUGUUUUAUCUGGCACAGCUUUAGACAAAGAAGCUCAGAUUCGGUCAGAAAGUGUUUACUUGUUUAAACGUAAAUUACCAAUGUUGCCCCCACUGCUUUCAGAGAAUCUAGGUUCGCUUAAUCCUGGAGUGGAUAGACUUGCAUUUUCUAUUUUCUUGGACAUCAACUAUGCUGGGGAUGUUGUAGAUCGCUGGAUUGGCCGUACUGUGAUACACUCGUGUUGCAAGCUUUCAUAUCAACACGCUCAGGACAUUAUUGAUGGAAUAUUUAAUGUGGAUAGUUCUAAUAUCAUUGAAAAUGGCUAUCCCCUAUUGCAUGGCCAUUUUGAGUGGCCUGAUGUAAUUAGAUCGGUUAAAAGCCUCCAUGAAAUUUCCAAAAUUUUGAAGGAGAAGAGGUUUAGUGAUGGGGCUUUACAGCUGGAAAGCUCCAAAGUUGUUUUUCAAUUUGAUGGCUAUGGUAUUCCUUAUGAUAUUAUGCUUUGUGAACAGAAGGAGUCAAACUUAUUGGUUGAGGAAUUCAUGCUUUUGGUAAAUAGGACAGCUGCCGAAAUCAUAUCUAGAGCUUUCCCUAAUAAUGCAUUACUGCGGAGGCAUCCUGAACCUAAUAUGCGGAAGCUCAGAGAGUUUGAAGCAUUUUGUUGCAAACAUGGUCUGGAAUUGGACACUUCUUCUUCUGGCAGGUUUAAUCAGUCACUAGAGCAAAUCAAGGAAAAGCUCAAGGAUGAUGCUGUGCUGUUUGAUAUUCUUACCUCUUAUGCUUCAAGGCCAAUGCAAUUGGCUACAUACUUUUGUAGUGGAGAUUUAAACGACAGUGAAAAGGAUUGGGGUCAUUAUGCCCUGGCUAUUCCUCUUUAUACUCAUUUUACUUCACCACUGCGUCGGUAUCCUGAUAUUGUAGUGCACCGGACACUGGCUGCAGCCAUAGAAGCUGAGGAGUUGUAUUUGAAGCAUCAAGGAACAUUGCACAAACUGAACAGGGGAGAGGAAGUGGCAAGAAGAUGUUUCACUGGUAUUCAGUUUGAUAGAGAUGCUGCUGAAUCCCCGGAAGGUAAGGAAGCAUUGUCAGUUGCAGCACUAAAGCAUAGAGUUCCCUGCACUGAAUUACUUGCAGAUGUUGCUGCUUAUUGCAAUAAGAGAAAGUUGGCAAGUAGGAAUGUUAAGGAUGCCUGUGAAAAACUCUGCAUGUGGGUCCUGCUAAAGAAAAAUGAGAUUUUAUUUUCAGAAGCAAGAGUAUUGGGUCUUGGGCCAAGAUUCAUGUCCAUUUAUAUUCAAAAGCUAGCUAUGGAGCGACGGAUAUAUUACGAUGAAGUUGAAAGCUUGACAGUAGAAUGGCUUGAGGCUACAUCCACAUUGGUGCUGAAUUUAUGUCCUAACAAACACUCGUCUAGGAGAGGUAGCCCUGGUAGAUGGAAGGCACUUGAAGAUGUUGCAUUUGUUGUAAGACCAUAUGAUUUGGAAGUUGAACUGGGGGUGUUUGGAGGGAGUUCUAAUGAACAAAUAGGAGAUACUGGUUUUGUUGCUCAGAAUCUGGAGCCCGUUUGCAAAUCUGACAUUACAAAUACUGAAGUUGAUCCUGGAGUUUUCCCUCUUACUGUGCAUCUCCUUUCAACAAUUCCUGUAACACUUCAUGCAGUAGGUGGGGAUGAUGGACCCAUUGAUAUUGGGGUGAGGCUGUACAUGAGCUCAUACUUGAGGUAAUUUGGGUGUUUGGAAGUGUCAGACAGAUUAUUGGAACUGAAGGAGACAUAGAGAAGAUGAAGAUAACAGAGCUUUGUAUGGAAUGGGCAAGCUCUGUUGUAGAUACGAAAUUAGUGUAUAGUUCAAAUAGAGUUCUAGAAGGGAAAAUAUUAUGGUUUUAAGUCUGUUGAUGCACUAUGAAUCUUAUGAUAUGCUAAGACAUCUGGUGGUAGGUGUAGAUAACGGUGGAGGUUUUGUUGUGGCUUUUUUUUUAACAGAAGCUGCUUGCUGGAAUAGGCCCUUGUUUUUGUUGGCCAGUUCCAUCCAAUAUUUCUUGGUUACUAUCUACUGUUAUCUGGAGCUUCGAGCUUCAAAGCUGCUGUAUUUUUCUUCUUCCCCUUUUGACUGCAGCCCAAUAGAUUUUUGAUUUUGGGUGGCAAGAUCUAGUAGUACUCAAUCUGGUAUGUUCUUGCAUUUGUUGUAUGUUGUACUGCCAAAACUAGGUGACCGGCUGUUAUUCCCAGUCGAAUAACAUUCAUGUUUUCUUCUUUACUUGACGUGAAAUGGAAGUUCAAUUUAUUAUUCUCUUCUGAA